UGAUAAUUCUGUCAAACAGUCUGGGCAAAGUGCUUCCAGUUUUUUAUUCGAGUAUUUACUCGACAAACUGCAGUUAAACAACCAACAAGCUAGUUCUACUGUCGUGUCAGAAAUCAGAGUUUUUUCGCAAAAUAUCACCAUUGGCUAAUGUUACAGAGUUGGUAUUUUUACACCACAAACACGUAUUACUAAAUUCUGGUGCAUUGAACAAGCCAACGUUUAAAAAUGUCAGUAUAGCUGCUAGUCGUAUCUUAUAGAAUUAUUCGUAAAAACAGAUCCAUGUAUCGGGUGAUUCCAUUUUUCUAAAUUGUCGCCAAACAAAAUUGCCAAAAAUGAGAAAAAUGAAUUUGUCAUUCGCCGGCUGUGGUUUCAUGGGAAUUUAUCACGUUGGUGUGGCGGCGUGUUUAAGGAAAUAUGCUCCAGAUUUGUACCUGAAAAAGGUAUCAGGAGCGUCUGCUGGGGCCAUCGCUGCCGCGUGUCUUUUGUGUGAUGCACCAUUAGGUAAGAAGAUUAAUAAAAAUAAAUAAUCUUUCCCAUUAUUACUAUUUUUAAAUAUUGCACUUUACCCUGGAUGGAAGAUGAUAUUGACUAAUUCUGACAAAGAAGUGAAGAAGAAUUAUGCCAGUGAAAUAACGAGUCAUGUUCUUCAGGUCGCUAUGCAAGCUCGUAGCCGGAUGCUAGGACCUUUUAGUCCUUCAUUUGAUAUUCAUAAUCUUCUUAGAAAUGGACUUCAAAAGAAUCUUCCUGACGAUGCUCAUCUAAGAGUGAACGGCAAGAUUCAUAUUUCUGUGACACGGGUGUAUGAUGGUAAAAAUGUCAUUCUGAAGCACUUCGAGACCAAAGACGAAUUAAUUCAGGCCAUAGCGUGCAGCUGCUUCAUUCCUUUUUUCUCCGGUAUGAUUCCUCCAAAGUUUCGCGGCGUUCGUUACAUGGAUGGUGGCCUAAGCGACAAUCUUCUAGUUCUUGACGAACACACCAUAACUGUGUCUCCGUUCUGCGGGGAAUCAGACAUUUGCCCCCGUGAUAAAGAUACGUCAAGAUUAAUCCACGUCGUGUUCGCUAACACAAGUAUUGAACUCUCUCGGACUAAUUUGUACCGACUGGCACAUAUCAUGUUUCCGCCCAAACCGGAGACUCUAUCUAAGAUUUGUCAGCAAGGCUUCGACGACGCUCGCGUGUUUCUUCAACAGAAUAACUUGGUUGUGUGCUACCAAUGCGUCUCGACGCACAAACCAGCAGUCACUAGCAGUGUCGUUACAGAUAUCGAUUGCCUUGAAUGCGAAUCGCAAAAGAAGAUGGUUGUAAUCGACCGUCUGCCAGAGACCGUGAGUCUAACGUUGCAGAAUGCCAUCACUGAAGCUAAUCAAGGAGUGAUGAACUGGAUUUUCCGACACCGAGGAAUGCGACUACUGUCUAUUUUAAGCCUACCCUAUGUCUUGCCGGUUGAUGUGGUGUAUGCCACAUUUCUGAAAUUUGCCGAUAGUGCUCCAACCAUGUCUACAGUAGGAACCAAUUUAAAAGGAGUCGCUGAUUCUUUUGUGGCUUUCUUUUUUAGUUUAAUCAUGGAGGCGAUUAAAAAGCGAGCGUCUUGCAGUACGCGGCUUUCCUGUCAACUAGCUGUCACUGAGUUUUCGCCAGAUGUGAGUUUAUCUUCAGUCGACAGUAAAGAACCAGCUGUCAAGAAUCACGUCAACUUUGGGUUCACUUUUAAUCUCGAGUCAAGUCAUGAAAGCCAAUACUCAUCUACCCCAUUCUUUAGCGACGAUUCAUUUGAUGAAAUUUUAGCGUUAACAGCCAGACAUGAUGCCCUGAUGGCACAUUAUUUUCUUGACGAAAAAAAUCAGGUGGAUCCUGUACUUUUCCCCAACGAUUAUGCGUCACUGUUACACUUCCUGCCCGGGGGUCCAUGCCCGUAAUCUGCGAAUGACGGAGACAUAUUUCAUCAUACGAGGAUCUGAAUUUUAUUCACAUCUGAGUAAAUAUUGGUAUGACGUACAUUCCGUGAAUAAAGUUUGGAACGCAUUAAAUCUACUAGAAAGGAAAAAAUCUUCUCUACCCCUUCAUCCUAAAUUUUUAAAACCAAUUCAGAAUGUCUUUUGUUGUUUAAUUACUUGACUUUCUCUUAAACAUAUUUAUAAAUAAAAUAUUUCGUAGUCAGCAA
This is a messenger RNA of Daphnia pulicaria, 2161 nucleotides long. Its product is annotated as 1-acylglycerol-3-phosphate O-acyltransferase Pnpla3-like. Lineage: Eukaryota; Metazoa; Arthropoda; Branchiopoda; Diplostraca; Daphniidae. Bases 579 to 1916 code for a protein of 445 amino acids. The record is from RefSeq and is a predicted model, not a curated record. Gene Ontology annotation, cellular component: lipid droplet; cytoplasm; membrane. The transcript is spliced from 13 exons. Gene Ontology annotation, biological process: lipid homeostasis; triglyceride catabolic process. Gene Ontology annotation, molecular function: triacylglycerol lipase activity.